UAAGAAUUGGUAGUAUAGCGAAUCACUGAACAUUGACAGGUUCGUAAUCUGUUCAAGGAUAUUCUGGCUUUGAUGCACCUGUGUUUUAGUCGUUCUUAUUCUUGUUACUUUGCAGACAUCAAAGUGCACAGACACUAUGAGAAAUUUGAGUGGAAGAAAUGUGGAGGAGUUUGUCUUGGUGGGAUUUCCUACCUCUCCACCCUUCCAGCCGCUCCUCUUUGUCUUCUUUUUUGUAAUUUAUCUGUUGACAUUGAUGGAAAACAUACUCAUUGUUUCUACAGUAUGGCUCACCUCAAGCCUUCACCGGCCUAUGUACUUCUUCCUUGGUCAUCUCUCCUUCCUGGAACUAUGGUACAUCAAUGUUACUAUUCCCAGACUCCUGGGAGCCUUUCUUACCCAGGAUGGCAGAGUCUCUUAUGUGGGUUGCAUGACCCAGCUCUACUUCUUUAUUGCUUUAGCCUGCACUGAAUGUGUCCUGUUGGCAGUUAUGGCCUAUGACCGCUACCUGGCCAUCUGUGAGCCCCUUCGUUACCCUAGUCUCAUGCCUGCCAGUCUGGCCACUCGCCUUGCAGCUGCUUCUUGGGGCAGUGGUUUCUUCAGUUCCAUGAUGAAGUUACUUUUCAUUUCACGACUAUCCUACUGUGGGCCCAAUUUCAUCAAUCACUUUUUCUGUGAUAUUUCCCCAUUGCUCAACCUCACCUGCUCAGACAAGGAACAAGCAGAGCUGGUAGACUUCCUGUUAGCACUGGUGAUGAUCCUGCUCCCUCUGUUGGCUGUGGUCUCCUCAUAUGCUGCCAUCAUUGUAGCCAUCCUGAAGAUCCCUACUGCCCAGGGACGCCACAAAGCCUUCUCCACCUGCACCUCCCAUCUGGCAGUGGUUGUCAUCUACUACUCCUCCACUCUCUUCACCUAUGCACGCCCCCGAGCCAUGUACACCUUCAACUACAACAAGAUCGUCUCUGUGCUCUACACUGUCAUUGUGCCAUUCCUCAACCCAGGCAUCUACUGCUUAAGAAACAAGGAGAUGAAAGAUGCCUUCAGGAAAACCAUGCUGGGAAGGUGCCACCAUCCUAGGGAUGUUCCAGAUUGACACAUGACAGAUCCCAAAGAAAAAGAUUUGACUAGCAAUCACAAAAUGGCCUUAUAGGGAAGAUGAAUGCCAAUUAGUAAACACACUGUUUGGGAAUUUCCCAAUAAAUAUGAAAAUUAAUAAUUAUUGAUUAUGUACAUCCGUCACCAAACUCAGUUUGAAUUAGAUACGCAAGAGUUGCUUUAGGUGGAAGGAUUCAAAUGGAGAUUCCCUAGU
Mesocricetus auratus (golden hamster) is the source of this 1306-nucleotide messenger RNA. Its product is annotated as olfactory receptor 6P1. The transcript has a single exon. Gene Ontology annotation, molecular function: G protein-coupled receptor activity; olfactory receptor activity. Gene Ontology annotation, cellular component: membrane. Gene Ontology annotation, biological process: G protein-coupled receptor signaling pathway. Lineage: Eukaryota; Metazoa; Chordata; Mammalia; Rodentia; Cricetidae. The coding region runs from base 137 to 1090 and encodes 317 amino acids. The record is from RefSeq and is a predicted model, not a curated record.